This is a messenger RNA of Caenorhabditis auriculariae, 19663 nucleotides long. The record is from the annotation of a GenBank genome assembly. Lineage: Eukaryota; Metazoa; Nematoda; Chromadorea; Rhabditida; Rhabditidae.
AUGAGUCGUGUCCGUACGAAGACCGUCAAAAAGGCCUCCAAGGUCAUGAUCGAGAAAUACUACACUCGUAUGACGUUGGACUUCCAUCAGAACAAGAGGAUAUGCGAUGAAGUCGCCAUUAUCGGCAGCAAAGCCCUCCGUAACCGAAUUGCUGGGUAAGUUUUUUUUUUCGAAUUUUUUCCAAUCACGAAGGAGAGCCUUUCAAAAAGAGUUUUUUUUUUCUGAAUUAUUUUAUAGUGAUGAAAUCAAACAUAAAAAUUUCCUUGAAAAAUCGUUGAAUGAUCUAUAAAUCAACUCCUCUUAUCGAGAUACCUUCAAAUAAAUGCAAUAGAGGUUCGCUCAAAAGUGCGACACAAAAACUUUUUUUUUUAAUUGUCGAUAACUUUUUUUAAUUUGCCGACCUCAGGGAGUGUCACAUAUGGCGCGCUCUUUCGACGCAUAGAAUUUUCAAUAAGCUUCGUUUUUUAUGCCAACUUCUGAGUAAUUUUGGCGAUGUCAAAAUAGACAAUUUCUUCGUUUUGAAUGUUUUCUCUGAGUUUAAAAAGUUUCCGUAAUCGUGAAAAAAGGUUUCACAACGAAACGUUUUUUACGCGCUGAACUCCAUAAUUUGGAGCUGCUUCGGCUUUUUUCUACGGAAAACUGGAAUUCGCGCGUAGAAGUCGUCAUCUGGUUGUAGAGUCAAAUUUUGAUGAAAACUCAAAAUCCCCAUAUUACGAUUUUUAGAACGAAAUCACGUCAUUUUUUUGGAAUAGCCGAAAACACUUCGAACUAAAAAAAUCAGCCAAAUUUCUAAAAAAACAUCAAAGAAAAAAAAAUUUUUUUGAGUGUACUGAGACUAUUUCUCGUUGAUAGUAGACACUUCAGUGAGUUUAAAAAAAUUCGAAGCGAAAUAAUUUUUUAAAUUCUUUUUUUGUUUCUAUUCUUUCUUUUUCUAAUUAGAGGUUUUAUGGCAUAAAAACUGUCUUUUCCAUUUCAGAAUGAAUAAACGAAUGAUGAUUAUCGUUUUCCUCAAAUUUCUAUCAAUCUUAUCUUGGUUUGUUUUCACUCACUUUAGGAAAUAAUUAUCAAGUUGAGCUCUUCAAAUAUUACUGCUAUGUUCUAUAUGGGUGCAGAAUUCUUAUACUAAAUUGAAAAAAAAAAAUGAAUUUCGAAAUAAGGCCAUUUUGGUAUUUUUCUAUGCUUUUUUUUGACACCUAAGAGAGCGAGUUUUUGGAUGACACUAGAUUUCGUUGUAAUGAUUAUCUGCUAGCUUGAGCCAAUAUAGUUCAUUCAUCGCUCUUUAAGCAGUUUAAUAUUAAUAAAUUCUACAAAAUGGAGUUAAAAAAAGUUGGUAAAGUGUUUAAAUUGAAUUAAUUGUUUUUUUACAAAACGAGCUUUUUUUAUAUAUUUUUGUAAAGUAUGUGUGUGAGCUAAACAUUGCAGUUAUGGUACAAAUUCCUUUUAAUGGGUAGUUCUAGGUGUGGGUACUCGAAAAGAGAAAUAUUUAUCUGCUAAGUGCCAUAGCGUAAUGAAAAAUGGCCCAGCAAAAAAGUACGGGAAAAUCUCAAAGACUAAUUUUUUCAAUUUUUGGAUUUCUGAAAAUACUGAUUUAAAACUAUAUCGUAAGAAACACGAGAAAAGAACUUUUUUUUUCCCAAAUCCCAAAGAUACUCAGUUUUUAAACUUUUUCUGUUCAUUUUACUUUUUUUUUAAAUCUUAUUACUUUAUGGCGCUUAGCAGAUAAUUCUGUUUAUUUUCGAUUACUCAUACCUAGGUCUAGGACUACCUAUUAAAAAGUUUCGAUCAGAUUUGCGAUAAUCACCUAACACACUUCCAUCGUUAGAUUUGAAAUUAUAAAAAAAGUGAAUUUCAAAAAAAAGAAUGAUUUAAAGUGUUUUUUUUUUCAAUGUGAAUCAAAAUUUUUUUCAGCUACAUUACGCAUUUGAUGAAGAGAAUCGAGCGAGGUCCAGUUAGAGGAAUCUCGAUCAAGUUGCAAGAGGAAGAACGCGAACGACGAGAUAACUACAUGCCCGAAGUUUCUGCUGUCGACCCUUCAGAGCUUCUGUCGAUCAAGGUUGAUUUGACCACCAAGGACAUGUUGGAGAAGCUUGUAAGUGAUUCUGGUCGAUUUCAAAUUGAAAUGUUGAUUUUUAGGGCUACAACCUGCCUAAUCUCUCCGUCGACGACCCGAAGUCCUCCAAGGGAAAAUAAAAUAUCCCUAUGUAUGUCUUUGCAAUUUUUCAAAAGCCUUUGUCUUCGCGAAGGUAUCUGUUUUUGUUGAAAUGAAUUAUUUUUUAAAUGGUGAAAAUGUAUGUGCAUCAUUCAAAAAGAGAAAACGCUUUUACAGAGUGAAAGACCUGUUCUCACCAUAUGAGUGAAAAAAAAAAACUAGGAAACUAUAUAAAAAGAUUUUUUGCUAGUUUUAGAAAAGUACGAAUUACGUAGGACUCGAUAAAAAGGUUUUUUGGACCCUUCCAAGAAAAUUUUUUUAUUUCGAGAAGGGGUAAUUUUCGUAGCAUUUUGAGAUUUUCAUUAGUUUGGCUUGAUGUUUCGAGACGGAUAACAGCAUUAGUCACUAUCUGCGCAAAUUUUUUUUUUUCAAUUUUGUGUUUUCGUUCAAAAAAAAAUGAAGUUGACCCCGAGAUUUUAUUCAACUCAAUACAUCUUUUCCGAAUAUAUCAACAAGUUUUUUUUUCCGUUCCGCAAUAAAUGAUUAAUGUCGAGGUUUUUAAAAUAAAUUCUUUAUUUUCACUUUCGUCCAUAGGUGUUUUGUUUAAAAUGAAUAAUUUAUGAUAUGUCGAGAGACUGGCUAUCUUAAAAACCAACGUCAGCUGCUCGUGGAGCCUCUCUUUGCGAAGGUCCGCCUUUCCACGUGCUGGCGUGCCGCAGUGCGCCACGGAUGGACGAAUGGCGUUUGUUCCGCUCCUUUCCUUGCUAGUAGCUCCACUGUCAUUUGAUCUACAAAUCGGCGAACUCGAUGGCUCUUCACCGCUCAUUCUGACCUCACCUUCUCGAAAUAUCACGCUCUCACUCCAUUCGGGGUCCCUGUUUGCUGAUUCGAUUCCUGUUUCGCCUUUGACCGCCAACGAGACGACAACGUUCAGCAUUAGGUUGGAAAUUUUUCAAAAAUUCGAUGACUUGAUUAUGUGAUGGCAUCUUUGAGUAGUAGUGAAUCAAGUUGAACUUCACUUUUUUUUUCUUGUAAUUUUUUUGUUAUCACAAAAAGCUCGGCUGCUUCAGAUGUAUCUCGCAGAUCUCGUUGCACUUUGCUUCUCCACAUGCCAACUCGCUGGUCUAUUCACCGACCAUUUGCUCGUCUUCUCAAACAGGUUUUUACACCGUCUUCUUUCUCAUAGUCCUGAAUAUCAAAGAUUUCUGGUUUUUGGCGGGUUUUUAGUCCCCAUGAAGCUUUUAUCUCACAAGCUCUACCUGAUCUCUCCGGCAGAGGCGAUAAUUCAUUGUUAUUAUGUCGGUUGUUGUGUGUGUAUGUGUAUGCCCAUGUGUAAACUCCUAAAAAAAAAACGCGCGGCUGUCCAGUACGGAUCGAAUCAGGCAGCCUCCUUGGCUUCUGGCGUGCCACAAAAAAUGAACGUGUCAUGUCAUAACUCGCUGGCACGUUUUGAAUUGCUUCUGAUGACUUCUUUUUGACUUGUGAUGCGGCCUAGGCGUCGGAAAUCCCAGUGGGGCUUUUUUGAGCUGGCUUCCGAAUUGGUAUUUGUUCUUCUUUCGACAGCUGUCCAACUUCGGUUUACGUUGACGAAUUUGAAUAAAGCAUGGAAGCACUACUAGGUUGGAGGGCACCUUAACCGUCGAUUUUAAGUUUUCUCUGAUUUUGUAGUUUUUUUUUCUUUUUGCAUUUUUUAUAGACAUUUCUAAGCUUUCAAAGGAGUACAGGCGAAAGUUCAGAAGGUCGCUGAUUUUCGCAUCUCUAGAAAACUAACGCGAUUUUGUGAAUUGGCCUCUGGUCAUGAAUUUUUUUUAGUUGUAUUUAAAACUCUAAUAAGGGAGGUCAAUUUACUAUGCGGUUGAGAUUUUCCUGAAGAUUGGCCGGAACGCUCCUUGAUGUACCAGAAGCAUAUUCUGAAUGUUUCAACAUGCAAAACUUUCUCGUUUUUGAGAAAAGACGCCUCAAUGUCAAAUAAAACUCUUAAACUCUCAAAACCCAUAAAAAUAGGCUAUGUUGUUUUCGAAAACUAGGAAGUUUUGCAGGUUGAGUCUUUCAGGAUCCUAAUCUGGUACAUCAAGAAGUGUUCUGGCCAUUCAGGAAGUUCCCAACUGCAUAGUAAAAUGAUCUCCCCUGUGAAGCCUUUUCUCUGCAUUUUUUUCCCAUUCAGUCUGAAUUUUCAUUGUACACCUAUUGAGAAAUUCCGCCGCAACUAAAUAAUACAAAAACAUUAUUUCGAAAAUAAGCCUCUUUCAGGUCUCUAUAUAGACGAAAGUUCACUGAAGGGCUGCAUUUUCGACGUUUCACAGUCGUCAAAGAGACUCCUUCAAAGAAGUUGCGGGUGAGCUUUAACGAGCUUUCAUCUGGCGCCCCCCAAUUCGAUAGUUAUGACUGACCGCCAAAUGUUGGAAGACCUGUUACAACGGCGUUCGUUAGCCGGCCGUUUGUCCGCCGAUUUAUCUCUCUCGAUCAGAUCCGCACACUUCACAAUUCAUCCGAGUUGCACCUGUUUAGACACACCACCGCGGCAACUCCCCGGAUCCAUGCCGACAAAGGACCCAUUUAUGUCGCCGAGCCACUCGAGGUUUUUCCAAGUUUGAAGGCUUGAAAUUUUGAGCAUUGUAAAACUGGAAGAGUAUCGAAGAAGAAAGGAAACCAGACAUCACAAAACGCAAAGAAUCAUAAGCAGCAUUCAUCAUGAACCCCCCGGAUUUUUCCUCGGAAAAGCAGAAGUUUUGCUUUUCAAAUUGACCCAAAACCGAGCAAGUACAGAACUCAUUAAGCUUGGGAGGAGGGGUUGGCUUACGAAAAGAAUCAAGAGUCAACCUAAGUUUUGGCCACAAUAACACAAGCUUUAGCUUCAGGGGUUCUAUUAACUUGAAUUCAUAAAAGAGGAGAGGCCAACAGCCUCUGAAAAUGGUCUGUCUAAAACACGGUGCAAAAACCAUCCAAUCCCAGAUUUUACAUAAUUACACAUUCAUUCAGUCGUAAGAGAAGAUUCUCUGCUGAAUCAUGGGAUAAUAGAAGAGUUGUUUGACGGCUCACGAAACUGUCGUUGAUCAAGGACUGCUCGUAGAGCAUCUCGCCUUUCUUGUGUAGGAAUGAGAUAAUUUUGAUUUUCCCAGAUUUUGAGUUGGCGUAAUUAUCUUUUUGCGAAUAAAGCUCCUCCCAAAAUUGUAAAUUUUGAAAUUUUGAUAUUUGACCAUUUCAAAUAUAUAACUGGAUGCGCCCAAACUACAACUCGAUAAAACCCUAUAGGGACCCCUUAAGCUUUAGGGACUAAAAGAGGUCAGACCUUAAACCCCUAUAGGGACAGCCUUCAUUUUACCCCUCUAGGGACCACUUUUUAGCCUCUUUUAGGGACUGUUUUUCUCUCUAAUCCCUAUAGGGACCAUUAUGGAAUUUCUAAGGUUGGCUUCCAGCCAAAUCAGAGACUUUUUAUUUGGGAGCAAGUUUUGAGAACGGGAUAAGUCCUAAAUUUUGAAUAAGAUAUGGAAAAUUGUACUGUUUCACCGAUAACUUUGAUAGUUUUCUUCUGUUUUGAACUUUUCAAUAAGCAUUUGAGGUCAACGAGGGUGCCUCGACCCCUCUACAAUGGAAGAACGUCUACUUCAUGCCGCAGAACGAAACUUCCAAGAUUUCAAACUCAGAUAUCAUAUUCACGGUUAAAAAAGGCCCGCCGAUGGUUCUGCAACUCUCAGAAUUCAGGUAGUCGAAGGGGCGAAACAUGGGGAAAUCCGCGUCGACGACGUCGUGACGUCAUCUUUUAAUUACGCUCAGCUUCUGGCGAGAAGGGUCGUCUACAAACACGACAGCAGCGAGUCUCACGCCGACUCCAUUGGAUUUCAGGUUCUUCUUAGACCAAGCUUUCAAAUUUUUUUUUUGGUAGAUGAUUUCUGCUUUUUGAAGGAUCAACUUGUGAUUUCAGAUCGAAUCCUCAUUGAAAAACAAAGAAUUGGCAGCGAUCGAGUCGAAAACUUUCACAAUCAAGGUUAGAAUUUGUUAGGCUGUCUUUCAAAGGUUCAAAGAUAAGCUAUAAUAUUCGUUUGAGAAGUAGUUAAUUUUUCGUUGAUCAUGAAGAGAAAAAUUUUAAUUCCGAUCCCACCUCGCGCUUCCAAAAGAAUCAAAGACUUCUAAGGUAAAUGUGAGCUCAGGUGAAAAUCAACUCGGUGAACGAUCCUCCGGAGCUGUCAAAAAGAGUCCGUGGCGACUUCCUGCUGGUCGCUUCUCGUGGUAGCCGUGUUCUGACGUCGGAAGAUCUGAUCCUGACCGACUCAGACGAUGGUCCCGAUAAGGUUUGAUAUUGAACUGUUCAGAGAUUUCCGUGAAUCGCAGCUCCGGAAUUUCACUUCUCGCUUUAAAUAAAAAAAAGCACUAGGGAGCUUUUUCAGCUCCUGGUUGAAAUAUUGGGGAAAGAAAUGUCCUUUAAGGCGUGCUGAUUCCAAAUCAAGAAUAAAGUUUCGCGAAUUUUUCCUCGUACUGGAGUUAUAGCCGAUUCACGGCUAGCUUGAGAGGGCGUGGCCUGUCUGUGCUCUCCAUCAACCAUGCACUCUUCUAUUAUCGGGUCAGGACCCUUUUUCGAUGGGUCAAGCAAGCCGUAUGGCGGCUCAAAGAUUGCACGUGAAAUGAAAAGAUCCAGUAAGAAGGAAUUUUCGCGCACACGCCUCCGUUUUCAGUUGGCUGAGUGGCUAGCGUGCUUGCAUUACGGAGGCUGAGACCAGGGUUCGAAUCCUUUGAGGAAAUUCAUUUUUGCCAUUUUUUCUUUUUUUUUUCUCAAAAUUCUUUCCUAAAACAUAAGAGGCUCCCAAUUUUAGUCGUUGAUUUUUCGGCUUCCGCAGGGUAAGCAGCUCCUUUCAUGCGAUGAAAAGUACCAGAAUAUUUAAAAUUUUCGUUUUCAACUUCGCCGCCUCAGGUGCGAGUACAAGUCGUGGAAUCCAAAGGAGUUCACCUGUCUAUGCACGGCGAGAAGAUCACAGAGUUCAGCAAGAGAGAUUUGACCAACGAAAUGGUACCGUGGUCGUCGGAAUUACCUACCCUAUUCCGAUUCUUAGGUGUCUCUGGUAGAUGAGGGGCUUCUCGAGCACGGACAGAUGAAACUGUUGGCCCGUGAUGGCGAGGGCCGUUCUCCUCUGGUGAUCCUAGAAACUCGCUCCUCGAAGGUCGAGGUGAAGCUCGUGAGAAACACCGGCGUCCGUCUGAUCCACCACUCGAGCGUCCUCAUCACAAACAAGUUGGCUCUGAAUUUUUGUCAGAAGUUUGGUGUGCUUUUCAGAAAUCUCUCUUUCGAAGCUUCGAUCCCAGAAGUGCAAGUCUCCUAUCGGAUCGUCGACCUGCCUGACGCCGGAGUUGUAGAACGACACGACGAAGAAGGAGGCUUCCAGAUGUGCAACGCCUUCACACAGACCGACGUAUGCUCUUCUUAACGGCUUCUGUACAUUUGAGAGCUCUUUAAUUUGACACCAAUUUCAAGGCAUAAGUCUAAAAACGGGUUAUUUUUUUAUUUUCAACCUUUAUAGAGGCCGAAAAAUUUCUCUCUAUAGGGGUAAAAUUAAGGUGAUCCCUAUAGUGAUUUAGGGUAUGACGACUUAGCCCCUAAAGCUCAAGGGGACCCUAUAGGGCUCUUUCAAUUUUAUUCAGUUUUUUCCCAUAAAAAUGCUUUUUCGCUUAGAGUUCAUAAAAGUUAUCAACCCCUCUAGGGGCUACUUUUGCAAACUUUAGUGGCCUCUAUAGGUGUUGGUGAAGUGCCACUAAAGUUGCCUCUAUAGUGAUCACUCUUCCUAGGUAAAAAUCAUUGUUAACGCCGUAGGAAAGAACUGCAUAGAGUGCUGAAAAAUUUUUGUCAAUUGAUCAAAUUUUCAUUUUCUUUCGGUUGCAUCCAAAUUCUUAAAGAAGUUCCUGAGAAACAUCUAGUUGACUUUUUUCUUUCAGAUAGAUGAGGAACGGAUUCGUUUCCGACAUACAAGUGUAGCCGCCACCCAUGUCGACAUGUUCAGUUUUCAAGUCUCUUUGCAAAAAAACUUUGAGAGUAGACAUUUUGAGUUUUGAGGUGGAAGCUGGCGAGUUCGCGUCGAUGGUGCACGUCUUCAGGAUCGACUUUGUGCCCAUGAACAUCAAAGUGUUCACACGCGAGCCAUUUGUCCUCAACGCCACGGAAAAUGAGUCCAUUCAAAAAAAGAACCUCUUUUCGUGGACCUUCCCGAAGAGUUUCUCUCCGCAUAACCUCGUCUAUCACAUUGAUGAGCCUCCGAAGCUCGGGACCCUCUCCAGACGAAUCGGUCCUUCGAAACAACGUCGGAUGGGCGUUUCAUCCAACUUCACCCAACACGUAGUCCAAGCAAGAGCAAUGGUUAUACAAUUUCUUUCCAGGAUAUCGAUGAAGGCGUCAUUUCCUACAAGAUCCACUAUCAACAGUUCUCCAUUGUCAACGACUUUUUCCUGUUUCGCGUUGUUUCGCCCUCGGUUUCAUCACCGUUGUUGAGAUUUGAUGUCAGAUUAUCAUUUGUUUUCUUUCUGAGAGCCAUCUUCAGAUAGUUUAUGUGCCCCGCGCCUCUUCCAUCCAACUCAUCAACAAGACCAUCGUCGUCAAGGAGGGCGAGUCAACCCCGGUCAGUUGAAAAAAAAAUCGGUUUAUAGCGGAUUCAAUGAGUUUAUGGCGUUUUUGUUAUUGGAAGAAAGGCGAAACCAAAAAUGAAGGGGGGCAGAGUCAAAGCUUCAGCCGUUCUUAUGUGACGUAAUGGGAAUGUUAAAGGCGCAUGUUUAAUGGGUCAUGAGACGAAUCGGUUUCUCAUCCAAAAAAAAAAAACGCAAUUUUUCUGUUGCCGUGUUCAAAAUGAACCCGUGAAAUUCAAAAUAGCCGCCAGAGAGCGAAAAAUAUAAUUGAAUUUCGGACAUUCCGAGAUAACUUUGAAUUUCACGAAAAUUACUUUGAACACGCCGCAGUGCAUGCACACGACACACUAAACUUCACGAAAAAAAAAAUGGGCGGGACGUCGUAAAAAACGCCGUGGCAUUUUUAAAUUUGUUUUGUGGUUUUCAACUUUUUCAGUACCGUUUGUUGAUCGAAAGUGCGCAAAAAAGGCAAAAUCCUCGAACAUCAUUUAAAAAAAUUCAUUCAUCAAUUGGUCCUCGCUGAAGAUUAUGAAAAUGUCUAUUAUAGGUGACUUCGGACUUUCUCUCGCUGACCACUCCGGACGACGCACAAUUCGUAUUUCGCAUCGUGUCGCCGCCGAUGCACGGCACGCUCAAACUGAAAAGCGCAACGUGGACCUCGGACCUGGGAAAAGAUCUCAACUUCACGACAGAAGACGUGAAGAGCGGACGGCUUCUUUAUGAAAAUGACGGCGGCGAGAGCCGGAACGACGAGUGUCGACUUCUGGCCGUCAGUCGGCAAGACGAGCGGCGGCAGAUGCCCUUCAUGCUGACAGUCUCCGUCAUCUUGCUCAACGACAACGCGCCUCGUCUCUCGCGUGACGUCAUCAUCAAUGUUGGAUCUCUUCCCAUCUUGUAGUCUUUGCUCUCGUUUCGAAAACGGCACAGUACUCGAGUUUCCAUAUUUCUUAAGAGCUCCAGAGUUGCCCCUAUAGGGGCAACCUUAAUUGACCACUAGGAUCACUUGCAAAAGUGGUCCCUAUAAGGGACAUGCUAGUCGAUAAUUGUUAAACCUCUAACCGAAGAAAUAUUUCCAUGGAAAAAAACUGAAUAAAUAAGCGUUAUUUGAAUGAAAUUGAAAGUCCUCUAUAGGGUCCACUUGAGCUUUAGGGGUUGAGAGACCACACUCUAAACCCCUAUAGGGACCACUUUAAUUAUGUCCCCUCUAGGAAGCACUUCACCCACCAACCCCUAUAGGGGUCACUAAAGCUUCCGAAAGUGGUCCUUAUAUGGGUUUUAGUUACUUGUUCUUUCAAAAAUGUUCGUGAAUAUAACGAAAAUUCUGUGCGUAUUCCAGAUAGUGGAGCGAGGAGAGCGGGUUCUGCACGAUUUCUUGCUUCCUUGGAUAGACGACGAUCUGGACUCCUCAGCGCUCCUCUACAACUUUGCCCAUGCCAACAAAGUUCGCAGUUUUUCUCUUUGAAUACAUUCCAUUUUCUUCAUUUGAGGAUGCGGCUAUUUUGUCGACAGUUUCGCCAUACCUACCGAUGACGUCAUUUUCCCAGCACGAGAUCAAUGACGGACGAGUUAUGAUCAGACAUCUGGGGCAUCAUCACAAGUUUGACAUGAAGUUUGUUAUUUUGCACUACCUUUUGAAAAAUGUUAACCUUUUGAAAAAUGAGAUUGAAAUUUGUACUAGACGAAGCUUCUCAAUUUUCACAGCUACCUGCGGAUUUUGUGUUGGGCUUGGGAUGGACAGGAGUUCAGAUACACGGUGAGCGACGGAGUCCACACGGUCGACGCCGUCAUGCACAUCGUCGCCGCAGAACCGAAUGUCUGGGUCGAGGUCUCCGCUUUGCGAGUCCCUUGCAACGCUUCUCGUCCUUUUUCCAUCCGUGAGCGUUUCAAAAUAAAUGAUAGAAAAAACCACAGCGACCAAGAACUUGUCAAACUCAGACAAGUUCUGGGAAGGUGUUGGGAAGGUAGUCGGAAGGUGAUGCUGGAAGGUCUGGAGAAGGCCUUCGAAGGUGUUCAGGAGGUAGUUGUAAGGAACAUGGAAGGUAACAAAUUAAAAAUUUCGGGCAAUUUGCCGGAAGCCUCGCAGGUUUCUGGCAGGCUCCCGGAAGGUAAGUGAAGGCGUUUGACCACUUGCUGGAAACCUUCCAAACGCCUCGAAGGAACCUGAAACAGAUCUUUCCAACGCCUUCCCAGUACCUUCCGAACACCUUCCCAGGAAUUGUCGUAGAAAGAAGUUUCGAAAAACUGAGUAUAUUCGAGCUUUUUCUUCUAGCCUUUUCAACCAUCUGAAAUUGAACCUGAAGAUAAUUUAUGAAGGUUGAGCUUCAGUAACACGAUAGGCUCUUCAUGAUUCAUCUAUUUUUUUUCUGCAGGCCUGUCGCCAGCAAAUCUCUCCGUGACUACCAACAUGGACGUGCAGCUGAGCGACGUCAUCUACAAGCCAGCCUCGUCUCGUUUCUCCGUGGGCACGACGCGGAAACCGACGUCGCGUUUCACUCAGGCUGACAUCGAGAAAGGGCUCGUCUGGUACGGCGGCGAGCACGUCGUCAGCGAGGAGGCCUUGCGUGUGAACGUCGCCGAUCGCAGCCUCGAGGUCUCGAUGGCCGUCGAGUGCGACCGGACCGAGGCGAAGACCGACUGGGACCAGAAUCUGAUGUUGCGCGUGCCCAUUGGUGGCGCAGUACUCAUCGACAACCUCGGCGAUGGUUUCCCCUUCGGAGAAGUUGACGAGGAGAAAGUUGUCUUCGAGGUCACCCGAUACCCUCAACUCGGAUAUCUGGCACUGGACUAUGGUUGGUCCUCUAACCGGAUUAACCUCUAUCUCGACUGCAGAUUCUUCUUCCACGUCUUCACGUGUAGCUCGCUUCUCGAAGAGCGACGUCACCGCUUCACGUGUCCAGUACGUCCAAAACUCGGCAUCGACUGGAAACGACUCGAUGCAAUUCAUCGUCUCCGUCUUACCACGCAACUUCUCUUUCCAUGUCUCUUUUGACAUCGAAAUCUUCGAGAGAAACGUUUGUUUUUGCCUUAAUCGAGAACAAAGCCUUAUUUUUAUCCUUUUACCUUACUCUUUAAGCUUUAAAUACAAAAGUUGUGAAAUACAGCAGACCUUUUUUGAAGGCUGCUUAAGCUUACAAGUUAAAGAUGAGUUUCAACGUUUAUAGAGUUAGAGAUGAAGAUCUAAUGAUUUCAAAUCCGUUACUUGGUCCUGUCACAUAAAAAACAUGAAGUAUCGCAGGUGAAGAUCCUGACUGUAGACUUGGUCGUGUCGUCGAACAGUCGAUCGCCCAUAACUCCUUCUGUUCUGAAUGUCACCACGUCGGAAAAUGAAGAAGCUGUGGUCCACGUCAUCUCCUCUCCUUUGACGGGUCGGAUCGUGGCCGGCAACGGCGAAAAGCCGAACGCCACCUCCCUUGGUACAUUAUUUUGCUUUCCUCGGAAGGUUCCUCGCGGACUCCAGACUCAUUCACGACGAGAGCUCUCGCGGAGAGGAAACUAUGGUAUGUGCCGGACGUCGGCGAUCACAACGACUCUUUCGCGGUCCGGGCCUGCGUCAGCGAGACUGUCUGCAGUGAGACGAGCCUCGUUCGCGUCAUCGUUUCUCGCAAAAACGACGAGGGCGAGUCGUUUCUUAAUUUCAUUCAAUGGCAGUUUGUCUUCAUCAAAAUCAGAAAACGGCAAUUUUUGAGUUCUUUAAUUUUAGAGGCAUAGGGGCAGGAAAAAAUGGAGUUUUAAGUGAAAACAGUACCUUGUAGAGCUACCCUUGCGAAUCGAACGGUGUACUCACAGAUAUGACUACUCCGAGAAAUAUUUAGUCAAAAAAAAAUACCGAAAUAAUAUAGGGAACACACAUCGCUAUCCCCAUCGAUAUCUGUGUAAAAUCAUCAUUUUUCACCAUUUUACAAUCACAAUUUGCAAUUUUUUUAUAAACAGCAAGUUUUCAUAACAAGAACAACUUUGGUGACAACAGAACAAAUUGAAAAAUGAAUGAAACGAAGAAAAAAGCGAAAAUCCGAAAAAAUUGUCUAUAGAGCAACUUUACUGCAAAACGUCGUUGGCGGGAACUCAAACUUUUUUCUCUCCGACUUUGAAUCGUUUUUUCUCCAAAACUAGGAAGUUCUCAAGGUUUCCAAAUACAUCGUUCGUCAGGCAAGGAAGAGCUAUACAAAAUGGAAUAUUUGUCUCCAACCCCAUCUUUUACUGUCCCUACGCCUUUACCAUUUACUUUAGCGCCGCGGUUGGUUCGAAACGAAAUUCUGAGGACUCACAGCGAGAAAGCUCUCAUUACAAGCAGCCAUCUCAACGUGGAGGUAACAGCGGUUGGCGGCUCCAUGAGGGAAAUAUCUUCGUCUUUCAGGACGCCGACACUUCUUCUAAUUCGCUGAUUUAUGUGAUCUCAAAACCUUCCAAUGGUCGAGUUGUCAGGGUUGACGAAAUCGAAACCCCCAUUUCAAACUUCACUCAAUUCGACAUCGACCAAUCUUUGAUCGCCUUCCUUGUUAACAAUGGUGAACUGCCACGAGUGUUCUGGAAGUUUUUAUUCGUUUCUCAGAUUCCGUCACGGCCGGCGGCUUCUCUUUUGUCGUAUCUGAUGGGGCACACAAUGUUGGUUUUUUUUCAUCAUGGUUCAGAAAAACUUUAUUAAAGUAUGAUGAAGACGCGCUUGAAGCAGUUUUCAUAGUGCGAGAAAAAAGCCUUAGGAACUUCAGAGUGGUCCCUACACGGGCACCUUAACGGCCCUUGGGAGUCCCCUCUAGGACCACUUUACAGACCCCUAUAGUGCCACUAAAGCUUGCAAAAGGGAUCCUUAUAGGGUUUUUCAGUUUAUGGCCCCUAUAGAGGACAUGCUAGUCGAUAAAAAUUUGCAAAGUUCAGAUUGGGCCUGAAUGGUUUUCUACGGAGAAGUCGUCAAUUUCGCAGGUUCUGGAAACAAAUGGACGGUUGAUAGCGACGCCCGAGGGCGGCUCUAUCAUCGGAGCAGAGAUCCUCCGAGCCAACCUUCCCAAUGUCCGUUUUUGAGUUUGUUUUGACAUGAACGGCAAGUGAAGAUGGAAUGAGUUCAAGCGAGGUAAAGAUAGAAAUUUGCAAUGUCUGUUCGCCGCGACUUGACCGUUUUCGCGUGUCUGUGUCCUCUGUUCCCUCACCGGCGAUGUCAGAGAAUCAUUAAAAUAGCGCGUCAUCAAGAGAGGGUCGCCGAGAGACGAGGAGGGCGCAGAGAAGUCCCGCCCUUUCAAGUCACGAAAAACGGACUAUAACUAUUAGCUUUCUUGGACCCUAAAAAUGACGUCUUUAGUGAAAAAGCUAGGAUUGAGCUUAACUUUGAGUUGAGUUAACAACUUUGUAUACAGUACGAGAAGGAGAGCUGAAUCGGGAAUUUUUGGAAUUUGUAAGACUAGAAUACUUGCUGAUUGUUAAAAUAAUGAAAGCUUUGAUUAAUUCGAUGAAUUUAUCACUAAAAAAAAGAGGACUUGGAAGGAACUUACCUGCAUGAAAGGGUUGACCUUUUUUGUAAAUUUUUUGAUGGCUGUAGAAAAAAUUUUUUUUGUUAAGGAGAAGUCUGAAUUUCAUUCUUGCAGACUCGACCUGACGAGAUUCUGUUUGUCGUGAGCAAGCCACCUCGUUUUGGACAUCUCGAAGUCGACGGCAAACCGGCCAACGCCUUCUCCCAAACCCAGGUACUCCGUCAAGAAGAACCCGAUCAGAAAGGCCUGCAGAUCAACCGCCGCCUGGUCGUUUAUACGACGAUCGGGUUUCCGAUGGACGAGUGGAGCCGCCGCGAUUCUUUCUCCUUCCGAGUCUUCCGCAACACUUCCUCCUAUCUCAUGCAACACGAUGAGAAGUGCGGCUCAUUCUUGUUUUCAUAUUGAAGAUUUUCUCAGAUUCCGGAUAACUACCACAUAUGCGGCCCUGAGCGAUGCUGUCAUGCCCAAAUUCAUCCUCACUCGUCCUUUGAUUGUCUCGAAAGGUCAGCUUUUCUUUCCUUUUUUGGCCAAUUUUUCAUUAUAAUAAGGAAAGAAAAAUCACGUUCUUCCCCUCAAAAAAACUGCCAGAAGCCAUGAUCAUAGAACUGUCAAGUAUAGCUGAUUCACGACUGGCUUGAGCCAUUGAAAAAAGGUCCUGACACGGUAAUAAAAGAGAUAGUGUUUGGUUGGUGGAGAGCGCAGGCACGCCAGCGUCCCAAGUCAGCCGUGAAUCGACUAUAUAGGGAUUCUCCUAAGGAUUCAUCAAGAUUUUCAGAGUUUCCAAAAAAAAGAUAUCACAACUGUCAAGUAUAGCUAGGGACCGCAAAGCCACGCCCCUUUUCGCGAUAGAAAAAGUGGCUUUUUUUUGGUGUUCAACUUUCAUUUUGCUGUAGUUGCAAAAUAUGUGGAACUGGAUAAUAAAUUUUGGCACACAUGUACAAAAAAGCUUCCUCUUUCGUUUGAAAAAUGUUUCACGCUUUUUUGAUGCGUUCGCGCGGAAUGUCGUACAAAAACGUGAAUGAAACUAAAAAAUUUUGUCGUUUUUUGCUUUUUCAUGUGUUUUUAGGUCGAACGCACUCUUUCUUUUUUUAAAUAAUGAUUUUGAUUCAAGUAACGGUAAUUUUAAAACAAUAAAAUAAAAAAUUCGUCUUUGCCAAAAAUUUACGGGGCCGUUUUAAUGCAGCGAUCGUUAAACGAGGCAAAAAGCACUAAAAAAACAGUUUUUUCGAAGUGAAUUUCCACGAAAAGUUUGAGUAAAGAUUUGCGAACAUAUUCUGAUAAAAAUAGCUUCAUUACUUCAAGUUUUUCUUUUUGAAAUAGGCAAUCUGUGCUAUUCAAACGGCUCAAGGGUAUGGCGGAUGGAAACUCCCCUCGCUAGACCUAACAGCUUGGCGCAGUGCGUGCGCUGCGAAUUUUCUUUUUGAGGUCGCGAGUUCGAUGCCCGCAAGCGCCUUUCUGGAAAAUACCGACUUUUUCGGCAAACUAGCAAAUUUUUAUCAUUUUAGCACUCUAUUAUGAUUUGUCACAUCAUAAUAGACCAGUAUCAAAACUUGUUCUGGAAGAAAAAUCGAGAAAAAUGUCAAAAAUAGAUAAUACCAAAAUUUCAGUACUAAAAAAAUGGUGCGCGGCGCGCCACAUUUUUCGUCAUAACUUUUUUCAUCCUCAAUCUUUUUCGAAAAACUAAACGGUUUUGAGUUUUGAAUCGAAACAGCUAUCAAACCAUACAAAGCUCAAUGCUGAAAAAAUUUUUUUGAAAAUUCGUCUGCGGUCCCUAAAUAUAGCUGAUUCACGACUGGCUUGAGCCAUCGAACAAAGGGUCCUGACACGAUAAUAAAAGAGAUAGUGCAUGGUUGGUGGAGAGUGCAGACAGCGUCCCAAGCUAUCCGUGAAUCGGCUAUUCAAUGACUUUCCUAGUAAGAAAUUAAGCCUGUUCACUUAGUUCUUUCAGGUGGAUCUACUGCAUUCAACCAGUCGCACUUGGACGCUUCAGCGUUAUCUGCGGUAGUAGAAAAAGAAGUAUACUUGAGACUAUUUGAAAGCUCUCAACAAGAUGCAUUCAGGUGGUAAUGGUGGAAAUCGGGACGGAACCUCGGAUGGGCGUGGCUAGCUGGCUGGACAAUCAGAAGCGACGCGUCUCUUGGACCGAGCUGCGGAGCGCCUUCUUCCUCCUCUACAAGCAUCGCGGCGACGACCUCCGCGACGAUUCAUUGGUUUUCCACGUGUACGCCGCUCGCGAGUCCACGAGAAGAAGCAGUCGCUUGCGCGUCGUCGUUCCCAUCUUUGUUCGACCGCCGCACGACAACUUUCUCCAGGUGAAUUCCUUUUUCCACUUGAUAGACGCGAUAGACGUGUGACGUGUGCAAGUGUGUUUCGUUGCGUACGCGAUGCGGAAGUUCGAAACCAACUUUCAUCUUUCACUUUGAACGUCGUUGCUCUCAGAUUGUCACGUUCCCGACCUCGUUAAGUGUCCUGAACUCGGGCUCGACGCCGUUGCUGGCUGACGUCCUGAUGACUCGUCAUCGGACGGUGCCUCCGCAGUCGAUCGUCUACCAUGUCGCCCAGCGUGGUUGCAACGGCGUCUCUAUCAGAAUCGACGACAAGGAAGUCCGACAAUUCACACAGCACCAGGUUCCACCCAGCCUUCACCUUCUUCUUUGAUAUUUCGAACUGAGCAGGUGAACGAGGGCGAAGUCGCUCUGUCGCACGCCGUCUCUCAUUUUGCGGCCAGCUCUUUCGACUUGCUCGUCUUCGACAUCGAAGGUCACACUCGAUCGCUUGUCGUCAAGAUUCGCCCUCUCGAUUUGGCUUUGGAAAACCACACGUCGAUUUUCUACCCUCAAGGGAAGACCUACGUCGUCGUUAACAGGUAAUCGCAUUUAAAAAUAGUUGAAAAAAAUUCUUCAGAACUCACCUGGGCGCUUUUUCGAAUGGAGAUAGGAAGAAUAUCAAAUACAAGGUAAAGUGUGUUCAAUAUGGUUGCAAGUCUAUUCACGGCUGGCUUGAGCUAUCAAGAAGGGUCCUGACACGAUAAUAAACGAGAUAGUGUUUGGUUGGUGGAGAGCGCAGACAAGCCACGCCCCCUUAGCGUUUCAAGCUAGCCGUAAAUCGACUAUAUCUAGUCACUUAACGGCCGCGUAACGGAGAAAAAAUACAGACUAGUAAAAAUUGGAAAUUUAACAAUGUUUAAAGUCUGAGACUAUAUGAAUGUACAUCUAAACACCGUAAUUCUUUUUUGAUUAUUUUUCGAUACUCAAUUCUGUGUUUUUAAUCAAUAUGAAGGGUGAGAAAGUAAAUAUGAAGAGGACAUUAUUAUGACAAGGUUUUCAGGAUUUCUGAAAUUUCUUAGAGGAAAAGUUCAACGACUUUUUUUGAGUAGUAAGAAACUGAUAAAUGACGUUCAGAUCACGUCCGGCCCUGAAAAUGGAACUUUCUACUGGGUUGCCGGCGAGAAAGAAGCCAAAGAGUUUACCCAAGACGACAUCGACGAAGGCCGCAUCUUAUAUGCUCAGCUCAACAUGCACUCCUACCAAGUCUGUUUUUCAAUCUUUUGAUCUUCUUCACUCAUCAAUCUUAGUUCUCUAUAAGUUUUCAAAGACUUUUUGCUCAGGCAUCAAAAUUCCCGCGGGAAAAAAUCGGCAUCGUGAGGAAUAAAAAGAAAAAAUAGUUACGAUGGAACUCGAGAGUGAUAAUAUGAUUAUAUAUGCUUCAAAUGUUUUUCUAAAUAAGCGAACCUUGAUAGUCAAGAAUCCAUUGCAAAGGUUCCAGGACAGCUUCGAGUUCCAAGUGGGCAACACCGAGGGCGACAUUCUUCGGAACAGCUCGCGUCUCCGCGUGGCGCCACUCGUCGAAGUCCAACCUGUCAUCGUGGAAUCCAACACGGCGACACCCCUCACCUGUAGCCAAAUAAACGCUUCUCAGCUCCAGGUGAUCAUUCUGAGAAAAAGGCUCGCUGAAAAUUCCGUCUGGAAAUUUAAACCAUCGUGGAUUGUUUUUCAGCAACAUGAAUUUGACCUAACACAAAAUAGAAAUCCUAAAAAUUGUGUUUUACAACAUAUUCGAUUAAGAGAAAAAGUUAACGAAACGCCCUUUUUUUUUCCAACCCAGCCUAAACCCAAAUGGCGCAGAACAAGUCUGUGCCUAACUCAGAAAACAGCUUGAAUUAUUCAGAAAAUGAUGAAAGCGCUAUAUGGAUCUUUUUUUGGUUCUUCAUGAGUUCUAAGAGGCUUGGGAACACUAGAGUGGUCUCUAUAGGAGUUAGGGGGAAAACAACCCGUAUAGGGACCGAAAAGUGCUCCCUACAGGGGUAAAAUUAAGGGGGGGAGGGGUUUAGCCUAAACUUGAGGGUCUUCGCUCUUAAAGCUCAAGGGGACCCUCAAGGGGUCUUUGAAGUUCGUUCGAAAAACGCUUAGUUAUUAAGUUUUUCCCAUAGAAAUGCUACUUCACUUAGAGCUCAUAAGAAUUAUCUACUAGAAUGUCCCCUAUAGAGGCCACUUGUGUAAUUUUCAGUGGACCUUAUAGGGGUUGGUAAAUUGCUGCCUAGAGACGACCCUCCAAGGACCCUAAGGUUGCCCUUAUAGGGACCACUGUGGAAUGUCUAAGUAUAGACUAAAAACAAAACAGAGAAACUAGCAAAGUCCGAACCGCAAUUUUUAAGGAUUCUUCCCCUCGUUUUUUCUUGACGUCGCAGUUGAACUACGGAAGACUGACCUUCGACCCGAGCGCCAAUUUUUCCGCUUAUUACUUCACCUACGCAGACAUCCGAAAAGGCAUAGUCUACUAUCAAGCGGCCAAGACGGAGCAAGAGGUUCGAGGUGCUCUUUCAGCAUCCAAAACUUCCUCAGGCUCAUGAACACAUCGAGCUGGAGGUGCGAGCAGACAACGUGCAGCCGGCUAGGUUCACCAUUUUCAUCACGGUUCUUCCUGCCGAUGACGAUCCUCUCGACUUGCUUCCUGCAGCGACGAUUCCCACCCCGCCCAUGGACAACAAAAUGACGGCAAUCAGAGAGAACUUGCCGGUGAGAGAUGGCUCUUGUCAGUUACGAAUUAAUCUUUACAGGUAAUAAUUCUCGUGGCCAUCCUGGUCACAACGCUCUGUUUGCUCGUUUGUCGGAGCCGGAAAGAGAAGAAGCCAUCAGCUGCCGCAGAAACCCCGCCACGGCUCCUGCCACCGUCGCCUCGAACCUCUGCGGAACGACAAGAAGAGAAACAGGACCUGCUGGGAACGACGGUGUUCGCUUCGGUGCGGCAGGCCGAAGACAGGGUUGCCAUGCAAUCCUUCCAAAAACUGCCGCUGACUAGGACUACGACUGCGAAACCGCAAACGCCAGUCACAAGCCGCCGACCGGUGACGUCAAGCCUUGACUACGCCGGUCUCGGCAACUCGGCUCCGCCUCCGAUGCGGUUAUUCGACCAAGUGGCUAAAACUCAGCCCACUAACCAUUAUUGGGUCUGA